Condylostylus longicornis is the source of this 1695-nucleotide messenger RNA. RefSeq names its product glucose dehydrogenase [FAD, quinone]-like. Lineage: Eukaryota; Metazoa; Arthropoda; Insecta; Diptera; Dolichopodidae. The coding region runs from base 202 to 1695 and encodes 497 amino acids. The transcript has a single exon. Gene Ontology annotation, molecular function: flavin adenine dinucleotide binding; oxidoreductase activity, acting on CH-OH group of donors. The record is from RefSeq and is a predicted model, not a curated record.
UUUAUAAUAGUCGGUGGCGGAACAGCUGGUUGUGUUUUAGCAAAUCGUCUUAGUGAAAAUUCAAAUUGGAAAAUUUUAUUAAUUGAAGCUGGUGGAAAAGAAGGUAUUGUACAUCAAAUACCAUUAGCUGUAGCAAAUCUUCAAUCAACUUCAUCGAAUUGGGGUUAUAAAACAAUACCACAAAAAUAUUCAUGUUUUGGUAUGAAUAAUCGAGAAUGUGAAAUGCCGCGUGGUAAAGUACUAGGAGGUAGUUCAUCAAUUAAUUAUAUGAUAUAUAAUCGUGGACAUAAACGUGAUUUUGAUCGUUGGGCAGAAUCUGGUAAUCCUGGUUGGUCAUAUAAUGAUGUACUACCAUAUUUUAAAAAAUCAGAAAAUUCUAAUCUUCAAAGUGCAGGUCUAGAAGACACUCAAUAUCAUGGUCAUAAUGGACCGUUAAAUGUUGAAUAUUUAAAUUAUAAAACUGAUAUGGUUAAAUCAUUUAUUGAUGCAUUAAAAGAAACUGGAUUAAAUGAAACUGAUUAUAAUGGUGAAUCACAAUUAGGUGUUUCAUAUGUUCAAGCGACAACAUUAAGAGGACAAAGACAGAGUGCAUAUCGAACAUAUAUUUAUCCAUAUAAAAAUCGUAAAAAUCUUCAUAUUAGAAUUUAUAGUAGAGUAACGAAAAUUUUAAUUGAUCCAAAGAGUAAAAUUGCAUAUGGUGUUAAUUUUGUUUUAAAUAAUAAAAAAUAUUCAGUUAAAGCAAAAAAUGAAAUUAUUUUAUCAGCUGGUGCAUUCAGUUCACCACAAUUAUUAAUGUUAUCGGGUGUUGGUCCAUCAAAACAUUUAAAACAAAUGAAUAUUACAGUUAUUAAAGAUUUACCAGUUGGUGAACGAAUGUAUGAUCAUGUUAGCCAUCUUGGUAUAACAUUCAUUACAAAUACAUCAAAACAAACCCCAUAUGCCAGUAAUAUUGGACUCGAUGAAAUAUAUGAUUUUAUAAAUGGUAAAGGUCCAUUAACAAUAAUUGGUGGAGUUGAAGCUCUUGCAUUUAUUAAAGUACCAAAUUCAAGAGAGCCAGCUGAUUAUCCAGAUAUAGAAUUAAUAUUUUCAGCUGGUGGUUUUGCAAGUGAUGGUGGUACUGCUUUAAAAGCUGGUGUUAAUUUACGUGAUGAUAUUUAUAAUAAACUUUAUCGAAAAUUUGAAUAUACACAAAAAGAUCAUUUUACUAUUAUUUUAAUGUUAUUUCAUCCAAAAUCAUAUGGUAAUGUUAGACUUGCAAAUCGUAAUCCAUUUUCACCACCAAUUUUAAAUCCAAAUUUUUAUGAGAAUCCAGAUGAUAUUGAAACAAUGUUAAAAGCAACAAAAUUCGUUUUAAAAUUAAUGAAUACUGAAGCAAUGAGAAAAAUUGGAGUAACAUUAAAUAAUGAAAUAUUACCAGGUUGUGAAAAUUAUUUAUAUGGAUCGGAUGAGUAUUGGAAAUGUUCAAUACGAACCCUAUCUGAUACAUUACAUCAUCAAGUGGCAACAUGUAAAAUGGGUCCAGAAAAUGAUUUCACAACUGUUGUUAAUCAUGAAUUAAAAGUACAUGGUAUUAAAAAAUUAAGGGUUGUUGAUGUGAGUAUUAUACCAUAUGCACCAACUGCUCAUACAAAUGCAGCAGCUUUUAUGAUAGGUGAAAAAGCUGCUGAUAUGAUUAAAUCAGAAUGUAUAAGAUAA